CACAGUCGUGUCUCAUACAUCCUUUAAUUUGAGCUCAGCCGCCGUGGGUUCUACAUUCACCGUGGGAGGACGUUCUCGGUGUCUCUGUAGUCAGGGCUAAGGAAGGAUUCUUCACUCUUUGGCGAGAUCUAAUUCAUUCCAAAACUGGACUUUUCGAUUUAAAAGCAAAGCCACUUUGUAGUUUUUCUUUUCCAUUUAAUUUUUUGGGUUUAGAACUUCCGGUGAUAAAAUGGGAGCCCACAUGUCCAAGGGAGAUGUAGCUGUUGAGGGGAAUGUAGCCGCCGACCCUGCUGCCGCCAAAGCCAACGGCCAGGAAAACGGCCACGUCAAGACCAACGGUGAUGUCUCUGCUAAGCCAGAAGGGGAUGCGGCUGCCGCAGAUGGCAACGGCACAGCCGAGCCAGCUAAGGAGGGAGAGGCCGGUGCCGGGGAUGCCAUUGAACCCGCUCCCGCGGGAGAGGGCGAGGCCAAGACAGAGGGUGAGGCGCCCAAGGAUGGAAAGAAGAAAAAGAAGUUCUCUCUGAAGAACUCCUUCAAGUUCAAGGGCAUCUCACUAAAGAAAAACAAGAAGGGCAGCGAAGAGGCCAAGGAGGAGGCCGCCUCCCCCGCGGGCGAGGAGAAGCCUGAGGAGAAUGGCCACACGGCUAAGGAAGUCAAAGAAGAGACGCCAGCCGCCGAGUCUAAGGAGGGCGAGGCCGCCCCUCCAGAGGGAGAGACCAAGGACACCGAGGAGGCCGCUCCGGCCACGGAGGCUACUCCGGCCGAGGAAGCCGCCGCACCUGCCGCCGCCUCUGCUGAGGAAACGACACCUGCGGCCCCUGAGGGCGACGCCAGUGCGGAGUGAUUGCACCCCACCAACUGAACUAAUUUUCCAAGAUUAAAGUAUAUAAAUAUAUAUGAGAGACUCAUGCCACGUUCUUAAAAGUUAUACAACAAAACUACAACGAAGACAAAGGAUAUAUCACAUUUGCUGAUUCAACCACCAGAUCACUUGCCUUUUUUUUUUUUUUUUUUUUUUUUUUUAAAGUUUAUCAGUACUUUGACAGACGGAAUCUCACCGAGCCCUCAAAUUGAUGAAAGUGUCGUCCCCUUAUGGUACAUACAGGGACUGGCAUUUGGAGAAGGUAAUGAACUGGACGUGGAGGAAUCAGGAAUGUAGUACAAGACUUUCCCCCCCACCCCAAUUCUCUGAGAAGCAUCCUUCAGCGUGGCAGCCCUCUAGCAUAUUUUUGGGAUCUAACGAUUGCCGUCGCUGCGUAGCGGGGCAUAGCAUCUCCUUCACUCCAAAUGACUGUUAAAUGGAUGCGUACAACCAUUCAAAUCAACUUAAUUUUUUGAAUUCUACAUUUCUAUGUUUUAACUACAUUUCGGUUUUUCAUGUAUAAAAGAAAAACAUGGGGAGAGGUGGGUGAAGAUAGUCUUAUGCGUUUGUUUUCAGGCUAAAAUUCCCAUUCAAGCUUCUUGAGUAUUGCAGUGUUCACAUUUCAGAGUUUAUGAUGCAGGGGUUGGGAUCGUGUACAAAAUGUGAGCUUUUUAUCUGCAAACUUUCUCUGUAAAUAUAUUUUGGCCAAUGUUUUUGGUUCUCUUUAUUUUGCUAUCUUUUGAAGAUGUUAAUGGUUUUAUUGUAACUUUUAAUAAGGGUAAAAUAAAUGUUUGAUCCCCUC
Messenger RNA from Corythoichthys intestinalis (scribbled pipefish), 1664 nucleotides. It is a transcript of the gene marcksl1a, whose product is annotated as MARCKS-like 1a. Gene Ontology annotation, cellular component: plasma membrane; cytoplasm. Bases 230 to 844 code for a protein of 204 amino acids. The record is from RefSeq and is a predicted model, not a curated record. NCBI's taxonomy places the organism in Eukaryota, Metazoa, Chordata, Actinopteri, Syngnathiformes, Syngnathidae. Gene Ontology annotation, biological process: central nervous system development; actin filament organization. The transcript is spliced from 2 exons. Gene Ontology annotation, molecular function: actin filament binding; calmodulin binding.